Molecule: messenger RNA, 1761 nt
Organism: Poecile atricapillus (Black-capped chickadee)
Lineage: Eukaryota; Metazoa; Chordata; Aves; Passeriformes; Paridae
Exons: 9
Coding region: 73-1680 (535 amino acids)
Biological process (GO): natural killer cell activation involved in immune response
Cellular component (GO): external side of plasma membrane
Molecular function (GO): MHC class I protein binding
Source: RefSeq, a predicted model, not a curated record
CCAGCCCAGGCUGGUGUGGGAUUUUUGGGAUGGAGAUGGAGACCCAGCCCAGGCUGGUGUGGGAUUUUUGGGAUGAGGAAGAACCAGCCCAGGCUGGUGUGGGAUUUUUGGGAUGGAGAUGGAGACCCAGCCCAGGCUGGUGUGGGAUUUUUGGGAUGGGGAUGGAGACCCAGCCCAGGCUGGUGUGGGAUUUUUGGGAUGAGGAUGGAGAACCAGCCCAGGCUGGUGUGGAGUUUUUGGGAUGGGGAAGACCCAGCCCAGGCUGGUGUGGGAUUUUUGGGAUGGGGAUGGAGACCCAGCCCAGGCUGGUGUGGGAUUUUUGGGAUGAGGAAGAACCAGCCCAGGCUGGUGUGGGAUUUUUGGGAUGGGGAUGAAGACCCAGCCCAGGCUGGUGUGGGAUUUUUUGGGAUGAGGAUGGAGACCCAGCCCAGCCUCAGUGGCCCCAGCAGCUCCCGUGUCCCCUCCGCAGCCUCUCCUGGGCUCAGCCCCCGCCGGGGCUCCCCGGGAUCCAUCCCAGGAUCCCCGGAAUGCCGGGAUCGAGCGGUGCUGGCCGGGGGAUCGCUGUGCCUGGAUCCGGACGAGCCCCCACGGGAGUGGACAGAGUUCCACUGGAGGGUGAAGAUGGAUUUGGGAGGGCAGGAGCGGAUCCUGACGGCCAAGAACGGCCAGGUCUCCUAUCCCAAGGGAUCCUUCCACGGCAGGGUGAAAUUCCAGCUGGGAAUUCUCUCCCUGUGCGUGUCCCCCGUUCUCAGAGGGGACAGCGGGACCUUCCUGGCCGAGUUCUGGAAUUCCUCCGGGAUUUUCGUGCGGUGCUUCCGGGUGGCCGUGCUGGAUCCCAUCCAUCCUCCUCGGUUGGAAUCCCGGAUCCUGGCGCGGGAUCCGGGCUGGUGCCUCCUGUCCCUGCUCUGCUCCAGCCCCGGGAACGUCUCCUACAGCUGGGAAUGUCCCGGGGAGCCCCCGGAACCCCCGGAAUCAUCCCAGAAAUCCCCGGAAUCCCUGGAAUCAUCCCCGAAAUCCCCGGAAUCCCCGGAAUUAUCCCUGAAAUCCCCGGAAUUAUCCCCGGAAUCCCCGUCCAGCCUCACCCGGAGGAUCCCCGAGGGCACCGAACCCCAAAUUUGCCUCUGCAACGUCAGCAACGCCGCGGGCUGGGGCGUGGCCACAGCCCGCCUCACCUGCCCAGGAAUUCCCGGGAAUUUCGGGCCCUGGAUAGCGGCGGCCGUGGCCGUGGGGCUGAUCCUGCUCCUGGUGGGCAGCGUCUGCUGCUGGAAGCGGAGCAAGAAUUCCCGGGAAGAGCCCCCCGGAGCCCCCCCGGAGCAGCCCCUGACCAUCUACGCCGAGGUGGGAGAGAGGAAACCCCCGCAGGACCCCACCGGGAGCAGCGAGGCCGCCCGGGAAGGAGCCACCGUCUACGCCGUGGUCACUCCCAGGACACUGGAGCAUCCCAGGCACCAGGAAGAAUCCGGGAAUUUCACCGUUUACUCCACGGUCCAGUUUGGACGGAGGCCUUCCUCCACCAAGAGGAAGAGGCUGGACCGAGCUUUGGUCUCCACCGCCUACCUGGAGGAUAAUGGGAUUUACAGGAUCUCGGGUCUCUCCAAUCCCGCCGGCCCCAAAACCCCGGAAUUCCCGACCCUAUGGAAUUCUUCUCCCGGAAACUCCGGCGGCCGCCAGAUGGAAUAGGAAAAAUCCAGAAAUCCGGGUUUUUUCCCCCAAGAUUCAACCUCCGGAGCGAAGAUUUGGGGGUGGGAAAGUCUGGGUGGG